This is a messenger RNA of Malus domestica (apple), 2810 nucleotides long. Its product is annotated as protein terminal ear1. The record is from RefSeq and is a predicted model, not a curated record. NCBI's taxonomy places the organism in Eukaryota, Viridiplantae, Streptophyta, Magnoliopsida, Rosales, Rosaceae. Gene Ontology annotation, molecular function: RNA binding.
AAGUAGUGGAAAAGGAAAAAAGGCAAGCCCAAGGCCAUCUGUGAUCUGUCCUCUGCCUGCUUUUCUUUCUACUAUAGCUACCCGGACUUAAAAUCUCAGUACCAUUUUCCAGAGAGAGACAGAGAGAAAGAGGAGGGAGAGAGAGAGAGAGAGAGAUGUACUAUUACUAUUACUCGGGAAGAUAAGCAUGGAAUUUGACCAGAGGAGCAGAUACCCAACUCAUAUCUCCCAGUCUUUAUUCACCGGAAAACCACUCCUCUCCUUACUUCCUUAGUGGUUUUCCGGCACCAUCCACCGCAUGGCAGAUACCGGCUCUCUACGUUUUCCGGGAAAUCUGGACCCCGGAGCCCAGGAGUUCAGACCCAGUAACCCAAAUCGGCACCCCAACCAAAUACCCAUUUUUGGGCCUCCUCCGCCGCUGCCACAACUCCUACCACUUUCUCCGUCUCCCCACCAGGUUUACUAUCCCUACCCACCACCGCCAAUCAGCGAAGUUGUCCCGUACGCGCCGUUCUCCGCACCGGCCACAUACGUUAGCGCGGCGGCUACUGUAUGCGCACCGUUGCCGCCUCCGACAGCGGCGGCGACGAGGGCAGUGCUUUUGAGCGGAGUGCCGAGUGACGUCAGCGAGGGGACUGUGAGGAGGGAGAUGGAGGGGUUCGGGGAGGUGAGGUGGGUGCAGAUGGACAGGGCGUGCGACGGGAUCGUGACCGUCCACUUCUACGAUCUCAGGCAUGCAGAGAGGGCGUUGCGCGAGAUUCGGCAGCAGCACAUGCAGCUGGAAGACAGGAUUCGCAACCACUACGCCGCCUUGUCGUUCGCGACGGCUACAUCAGCUCCGCCACUUUCUAUUUUCCCGCUUCCGUUUCCUCCUGGUCGCGGGCUCAUCGCCGGGCAGGCCGUGUGGGCCCAGUGCGUCAUUCCGGCCUUGAAAGCCGUCCCGGACGGCCACAACCAGGGCACAAUCGUCAUUUUCAAUUUGGACCCGGCCGUCACCUCCUCUUUGAAAGAUAUAUUCCAAGCUUUUGGUGCUGUAAAGGAAUUGAGAGAGACGCCCUCGAAAAAGCACCAAAAGUUCAUCGAGUUCUUCGACGUCAGAGACGCAGCGAGAGCUCUCGAGGAGAUGAACGGCAAAGAAAUCAACGGAAAAUCAGUUGUCAUUGAAUUUAGUCGGCCUGGCGGUCACAGUAGGAAAUACUUGAAUGCGGCGGCUCACACUGCCCCCACUCUACUCUCGCCUCGCAAUGCCAUUGGACCACCGCAGCCGGCGGAAUUGGCUGUAAAAUUCUCUAGACGCUCCAACAGUUUUAGCUUGGCGACGCCGCCGCCUCGUUUGUGUACAUCCUCAUCACAAGUGCAGUUUUCGUCGAGUAGGAAUAAUAAUAGAUCAAAUAAUUCUAGCAGCAGCAAGGGAAUAGUAAUUAGCAGAAACAAUGUUGAAUCUAAAAUGGCGGGUUUGAAUUUGGAUGGAAUUCAAGAGAAGAGGUGUUCUUCUUCGAAGAAGAUGAGUUGCGAGAACUCGGAGAGCCUGCAGGCCAUUCUAACGAGGCCGAAGCAGCCGAGGAGCAGUAGGGGGAAGAAGGGAAGACAAGCGAAGAAGUUCGAUUCAAAAUUUUUAAUAAAAGAAGAAGCUAUAUCCGAAUCCACCAGCGGAGAAACCAGAACCACCGUCAUGAUCAAGAACAUACCCAAUAAGUACAGUCAGAAGCUGCUGUUGAACAUGCUGGACAACCACUGUAUUCACUUCAACGAGCAGAUUAUUAGCGACGGCGAUCAUGGUGGUGGUGAUGAUGAAAAGCAGCCCUUCUCCUCCUACGAUUUCGUUUAUCUUCCCAUUGAUUUCAAUAACAAGUGCAAUGUGGGAUAUGGAUUCGUGAACAUGACAUCCCCGGAGGCAACAUGGAGGCUGUACAAGGCAUUUCACCAUCAACAUUGGGAAGUCUUCAAUUCCAGGAAAAUAUGCGAAGUCACAUACGCUCGAGUUCAGGGAUUGGAGGCGUUGAAGGAGCAUUUCAAGAACUCGAAGUUCCCGUGCGAGAUGGAGCACUACCUGCCAGUGGUGUUUUCCCCGCCUCGGGACGGGAAGCAACUGACCGAACCACUUCCCAUUGUUGGCGUUGGCGCCCAGAAUAAUAAUAAAACGCACUCCUCCACCACCACUUCCUCCUCCUGCAGCUCCUCCAUUUCUCAUCUGCUCCCGCCACCUCACCAUCACGAUAUUGAUUACGACGCGCCUCUGUCCGCGUGUGAUACGGACGAGGACAGCAACCGGAACGCCGGCAUCAUGGCGGACGAUGAUGACGAACGAUGCCGCUAGACAACUACCAUCUCCUUACCUAACAAGGAAGAAGUCAAACGGCUUACCACAAGCGACCUCCACCGCCGUGUUGUAUCAGUCUCGUCAGUCUGCAGCAGUAUAUAUCGAACCUCAUUGAUAGAUGUGAUGGCUACCCGCCGCUGCUCCUCUAGGUCUUAGCUUCUGCUCCCGACCACCACUCUCCGCGAGUUAUCGUUGAGCUCCGAGCCUGCCCGCCCUACCUCUACUUAUAAAGUCAUAGCCGAUCUCUCUCUCUCUCUCUCUCCCUCCCUCUCCAUCUCCCCCUUCCCUUUUCCUGUCAUUCUCAUCAGGUUUAGCAGCUGACUUGACCUGUGCCCGUCAUUUCCAUUAAAUAGUAAUUACUCUCUCUCUUGUUUUUUGUUUUUUUGUUUUUGGUUCUUUGAAGUUUGACCAGUGAAGUUUGUACCACCAAAAAUGUAAGGCCUAAUGUUUAUUUCUUAAUUUUCUAUAUGCAGUAGUAAUUUUAGUGUAA